Molecule: messenger RNA, 557 nt
Organism: Myzus persicae (green peach aphid)
Lineage: Eukaryota; Metazoa; Arthropoda; Insecta; Hemiptera; Aphididae
Product: atherin-like
Exons: 2
Coding region: 24-302 (92 amino acids)
Source: RefSeq, a predicted model, not a curated record
CAAAAAUUGAUAGUUCGUGUGAAAUGCUUCAUGAUGAAUUAAGAUAUCCAAGUAAUAAUAUUCCAAACAUAACAAAAUGGACUAAAGCUCAAGUGUUGGAAUAUUUAUCAGAGCGAUUACCUCGAGAAAUAACUGAUCAAAUAGCUAAACAUGAUCUCGAUGGCAGAGCUAUACUAUUGCUGAACCGAUCUGAUAUCGUAUCAACUCUAAUGUGUUUGAAACUAGGAAGUUCCUUGAAAUUCUACAGAGAAGUGCGGAUUUUACAAUCACAAUCGACACACCACAGAGUAUAUUGGGAAUAAUUAUCAUUACUUCUACUUAAUGUCAUUAAAUUAUAUAAAAUUGUGUUCAUGUUUUUUUUUUAAUGAGUUUUAAACCUGUAAUUUAAAAAAUGUUUGAAAUAUUAAUGCAAUUAGAUAUUAUACAAAAUACUCCACUUUUUUCAAUAGGGAAAUGAUCAACUUGUUUACCUAAUUUUAUAAAAAAAUACAUGGUUAUCAAUAUUGUAAUUUUGGCUUGAUUGCAUAUAAAGGCUUCCAAUUAAAUGCAUAUCCUGU